UAUUCAUUAUUUUAUCGAAGGUCCUUUAUUUACCAUUGGCUACCAUGUUGCUGGCGCAAAUCACCGAACACAUUUUCAUACGGAGCAACUACCACGUGUUCCGCAAAGUGAAAUUAGAACUAAAAGAACUAAAAUUCUACACAUUUGGAAACAGCACCCGUUUCACAAACUUAUCUCUGUUAAGCAUCCUCAUCAUCAUAUCCUACAUUGUUUUCUACUGCAUUUUCCUCACACUGUACUUCUACGUCAGUUAUUCGGACGGAGUACCGGAAACGUACGUGUUCGGGAACAAUUUCGCAGUCAAAGUGUUCCACCUAGCGUUCAGAUUCUUUUCCGGUUACCUCCUAACGCCGUCCAGCUUCGGUCUGAUGUGCAACAACUUGAUUUUGAUCAGGCACCUGACUUCGAUACAAUACAAUUUGAAGUUGCUGCAUGUGACCGGCACGAACCAACACCACGUCUUGAACGACGUCCGUUAUCAACGUAAAGUCGCCCACGUUUUACGUCUCUGUGUUAUUGAAUUCAUCAAAAAUAAGGCGUAAGUUUGCUUAUUCUUUGCGAAAUGGAUGUUGCCAGUGCAGUUUUAGGAUUUUACAACAUGUCAGUGACAUUGCACCGCAGAUUCUGCUCCUGAA
Messenger RNA from Aethina tumida (small hive beetle), 635 nucleotides. RefSeq lists its product as uncharacterized. The coding region runs from base 45 to 542 and encodes 165 amino acids. The transcript is spliced from 2 exons. NCBI's taxonomy places the organism in Eukaryota, Metazoa, Arthropoda, Insecta, Coleoptera, Nitidulidae. The record is from RefSeq and is a predicted model, not a curated record.